This is a messenger RNA of Physella acuta, 2223 nucleotides long. RefSeq lists its product as uncharacterized. The record is from RefSeq and is a predicted model, not a curated record. Lineage: Eukaryota; Metazoa; Mollusca; Gastropoda; Physidae. Gene Ontology annotation, cellular component: nucleus. Gene Ontology annotation, biological process: regulation of gene expression.
AUGAUGGAGGCCAAGGAUCCAGUUGACGUGGUCGUCAAGAAGGAACCCACCGACAGCCCCAACGGCGAGCAGGAAGAGGCAGCCAUCAAUCAAGUCACCAUGGACACGCCCAUACCCGGCCAGCUCAGGUACGUCAGCAGAAGAGGCCGCCCGCCAGGGGGAGGCUACUCCAUGAAGUCCCACAACCACUACUUCGACACCUCCACCAGCGAGUUAUCCCGCCAGGCCGGGUUAGCGUCGGGGUCGGCACUGUCCCCAUCGGAUGUUCUCAAGUCGGUCAGCGGGAACGCCGAGGCGCUGGACAUUCGCAGGUUCGGGUUUCAGAACUUCGACGGCGACAAGAGCUCGUUUCGCUGCGACGGAUGUGACGUGGUGUUCUCGAGCCGGGACACGUACGCCAUGCACAUGCUGCUCCGCGCCAAAAACGAGUCCUGCGUGGCCCUCCCCACCUCCGCCAUCUCCUCCAACCCGGAGAACCCCACGCCGAGGGAGAAAUUCGAACGGGAGCUCCGGCAACAGGCGAUGAUCAGCGCGCUGAGAAACCAAGCCGCUGCCAUGGCGGCUGCUAGCAUUCUCCCUAAAGCUUCUCCCGUCUCUGGAGCUUUGUCUCCACUUGCAGCCACUCCAGCUAAAGAAGACGUUGAUUCGUUAUCCGCAGCAGAAAGAGCUCUUAAUUUUGGAAGUCUGUUUUCUUUUGAUACGUACGGGGUCUACGUUGAUCCUCGACAAUACAGACGGUUGUUGGCUGAAUAUGGGUUAAGAACUUCGAGCUCGAUUGUUGCCAUGAUGGAGCAUUUGAGCUGCAGCGUCUGCGGGGAACUCUUCAGCAACAAAGAUGCGUUAGCCAUGCAUAUGAUGUACCACACGCGGGAAGAAGAGCUCAAGCCCCCGGUUGUGUGGGGCGAUGUCUCGAACGGCGCCAACACCUCCCCUACACUACCCAGCAGGCAUGGCGCCCCAACGACCCCAGGGAGCGACAAGAGAGAGAACUCCCCUCAAGAAAGGGAGCUAACUGCCGAGCGAGUGGCCGAAUUGAAGCGCCUGGCGAUAGAAUCCUCACUCAGGUCCCCCUGUAAGAAACUCAACUCUGUCAGAUCGUCGUCUCGCCCCAAAAGUGUGUCUCAAGACAUGGCCGUGACGUCGUCUGCCCAAACCCGGCCCAUGUCUGCUGAUGACGUCAUGUUGUUUGCUAAAUCAGGGUUUAAAGACAAACAGAAAUCGCAGAAUUUCUUUAAAAGCUACGAAGAACUGUAUUACAGAAAACGGCCGUUAUCCAAAGCUGACAAUGACAACAAACGAUCCGAAGAAGACCUGGUCUCAAAAAGUAAACAACUUCGCAGAGAAAACGACCUGUAUGAUUUCUACUCGCUCCAGUAUCGUCUAAAAUCAUCGCAACUGUCGGCAGCGGCAGCCGCGGGCGCGAAGUUAUGCGAUAAUCACGUGUCUUCUGCCACCGGCCCGCAAGACUCGGACGAGACUUCCGACACCAGUUCGCUGAACGAUCAGGACACCGGCGCCGGAAAUCCUCACACUCGGGCCGAACAACCGCUGAACUUCGGCGGUUCUCGGUCUUUUCCGUAUCUCGACGCCAUCAUGGCUCAGGACGCGGUUUUAGUUCCCUUAGAAACUCUGGACAUUGACACUGACGCGGAUAAAAACCAGGAGUCGAACAAUCUCGAAGAGUCGACUGCUUCAAAGAGCGGGAGCAAGACAGUCGAGAACUCGGCUUUAGAUUUCAGUAUCUCAGGGCGUAAACGAAGCGAGAGUUUGGGAAGAUCCAGUUGGUACGCGGCUCCCAACAACAGCGAUGACGAAACCGCUAGCUGCCCUCCUGGAGAAAUCAGACAAGACAAGGAUUUCAACAAACUGGGCGGGGCUUCGGUUCAGACCAGCUUCAGGCGGGAGCUGUACCUCCAGAACCCGGAAGUAGGUCAAGUUGACGCCUCAAGCCGGGCACAUCUGCCAGGGAUCAGCGCCACCACCUCGCGACCUUCAAAACCUGGGCACGACAGCGAGAGGUCACUCCGCGGUCUCCAGGCCGAUUCUAUUGGUCGAAUGGGCGAGGCGCGCUACUGCCCCCAUUGCGAGAUUCUAUUUUUAGACGUCACGCUGUUCCACCUCCACAUGGGACUUCACAACGUCAACAACCCGUGGCAGUGUAACACGUGCGGCCUGGUGUGUUCUGGACGCCUCGAGUUCAACACCCAUGUUCUACACUACUGA